Tachysurus vachellii is the source of this 1644-nucleotide messenger RNA. RefSeq names its product E3 ubiquitin-protein ligase TRIM39-like. The transcript has 6 exons. NCBI's taxonomy places the organism in Eukaryota, Metazoa, Chordata, Actinopteri, Siluriformes, Bagridae. Bases 232 to 1644 code for a protein of 470 amino acids. Gene Ontology annotation, molecular function: protein binding; zinc ion binding. The record is from RefSeq and is a predicted model, not a curated record.
UCCUUCAUAUACAGCCUGCAGUCUUCUGCUCUGGUGAGUUUAGGUUAAAUUUUAUUCUUAUUAUUUAUUUGUUUAUGGAGAAACCCGAGUCUCAUUUUUAGCACUGUGAAAGUAAGUGAUUAAAAACUGGAACUACAAAGUCAAGUAUUAACAAACCUAAUAUCAGUGUGUUAAUUUUCAACAAAUUUUGAGGGUUGGGACUGGAGAGAACAACAACAGCAGUAAAGUAAAAUGGCUUCUAAGUUCUCAGAGAAGGAUUUCUCCUGUUCUGUGUGCUGUGACAUCUUCAAGGAUCCUGUUGUUCUGCACUGCAGUCACAGUGUGUGUAAAGUGUGUUUGCAGCAGUUCUGGGAGACCAAAGGAUCCAGAGAAUGUCCUGUUUGUAGGACAAAGUCAUCUAUGAAUGAUCCUCCCAUGAGUCUGGUCUUAAAGAACCUGUGUGAGACUUUCUUACAGGAGAGAAGUCAGAGAUCUUCAUCAGUAUCUGAAACAGUCUGCAGUCUGCACAGUGAGAAACUCAAACUCUUCUGUCUGGAUGAUCAACAGCCGGUGUGUUUGGUGUGUCGGGAUUCAAGAAAACACACCAACCACAAAUUCUGCCCCAUUGAUGAGGCAGUAACAGACUGUAAGGAGAAGCUCAAAACUGCACUGAAGCCCCUACAGGAGAAACUGAAGAUCUUUACAGACUGUAAACUGAACUGGAGCCAGACUGCAGAACAUAUAAAGAUUCAGGCCCAACACACAGAGCAUCAGAUUAAGGAGCAGUUUGAGAAGCUUCACCAGUUUCUACGAGAUGAAGAGGCAGUCAGGAUCGCUGCACUGAGAGUGGAAGAGGAGCAGAAGAGUCAGAUGAUGAAGGAGAAGAUUGAGAAGCUGAACAGAGACAUAUCAUCUCUUUCAGACACAAUCAUAGCCAUAGAAGAGGAGAUGGGAGCUGAAGACGUCCUGUUCUUCCAAAAGUACAAGGCCACAGUGAAAAGAGCCCAGUGCACACUGCAGCAUCCAGAGGAGCUUUCAGGAGCACUGAUCCAUGUGGCAAAACAUCUGGCCAACCUGAAGUUCAGAGUCUGGGAGAAGAUGCAGGACACUGUCCAAUACACACCUGUAACUCUGGACCCCAACACUGUUCAUCCUAAUCUCAUUGUAUCUGAUGAUCUGACCAGUGUGAGAGUCAGUGAUGAGAAACAGAAACUUCCAGAUAAUCCAGAGAGAUUUGAUAAACAUUGGUGUAUCCUGGGCUCUGAGGGCUUUAACUCAGGGACACACUGCUGGGAUGUUGAUGUUGGAGACAAUACAGGCUGGUUUGUGGGUGUGAUGACAGAAUCUGCUCAGAGGAAGGAGAAAAUAUUCUCCCGAAGUGGUAUGUGGUAUGUGGGAUAUUAUAAAGGUAAAUAUGGAGCAGGUUCUACACCACAGAAAUCCACUCCCCUCUCAGUAGAACAGAAACUACAGAGGAUCAGAAUGAAACUGGACUGGGACAGAGGAAAGCUGUCAUUCUCCAACCCUCUUACUAACACACACAUACACACUUUCGCACACACAUUUACUGACAAAUUACUGCCAUUCCUACGUGCAAUUCGUAAAGAAUGUCCUCUAAUGAUCGUCCCACUUCAGUGCUCUGUAAGACUGAAUCAGAUCAGUUAG